AAGGGGGGGGGUUGCUUUCUACACCGCCUGUGGUCCGCUAUCUACCAAGCUCUCUAUCUAUCCAUCUAUCUGUAUACACGCACACCGUAUUCCCUCCUCGUCCGUGGUGAUGGGUGUUGGGGCGUUGGUGUCGCGCGCUGGUGCAUCGCGGCAAACCCCUGCGCGUGUCAAAAGAUCGACUUGCGUCAAGUUCGACGCGCACGCCAACGCGCAUCCAUACCAUGAUGCCGUCACCGCUGCUGCGCCUUGUCGCACGCAGCGCGCAGCGCGGCGGUAGGCCCGGCGCAGCGUCCUGCGCGUCCAGGCCAGCGCAUGCUGCCACCCCUCAAGCACGCACUGCAGCUUGCUACGCGGCAGUAGCGUGUGCGCCUCACACCCUCUACCACUCGCCGCGGUCGACGACCGCGGCAGCGUGGAGGGCCAAGUUGCCGAUUGCACGACGCCUCUCGCCGUCACCAUCGUCUCUGCGCAGUCUCCACGGCGGCUGCAGCGGCGACCCCUCGUCCAAGCAGGGGCAAGAAGACACACGCAAUGCCAGCGGCUGCGGUCGGCAGAGACAGGUCGUCAAUAUCGCAGCCACGGUGGCCGCGAUCGGCCUGCUCCUGCUCACCCUCUAUGCGCCGUCGGGAACCGGUGCGGCCAUCCUCGCAGAGAUGCUGCCAUCCGAGCAGCAGCCACAGUCCUUUUUCGAGCUGGAAACCGAGUCCGCUUCCGAGUCCGGCAGCUUCUACCCCGGUAGCACACCUGUCCCCUUCCAGCAGGCGCACCUGCAGCCCGUCGGCGCCGAGCAGCUGACGUAUGUCGACCCGCGCCCGUUCCGCCACAUGCACCUCUCCGCAUUGCUCUCUCGCUACGCCGUCUUUGUCAUGUGCUGCUUCCCGCGCCUCGUCGAGUGCGCGCCCGGCCUGCUCGACUGGACCCUCGACGGGGCUGGCAGCAGGGUUCCCGGCGUCAAGCGCGCCACCGAAGCCGUCGUUCGGGCUACGUUCUUCAAGCAGUUCGUUGGCGCCGAGUCGGCGCAGGAGUGCAUCCCCCUGCUGGCCCAGCUAUCGCGCGACAACCUCGCCGCGCUCUUUGCCUUCUCCGUCGAGAUGAUAGAGACAAAGGGCGGCGGCACUGCCAACUUGGAGCACAUGCCCCCGCAGUCCGCCGGGACCGCCGCCGCGGCUGAGCGACUGAGCGGGGGCGAGGGCGGGGGCGGCGAUAGCAAGUACAUCUACGACAGCAUUAUCGACGCGCUCAUCGAGUCGGUCGAUGUCGCCGCUGCCUUUGCUGCGCGGCCUGCAUGGGCAGACUGCACGUCCGACGACGAGAGGGCCCUCCUCGCGAGUCGGCCACCGCGCGACGGCAGCACGAUGGUUGCCAUCAAGCUGUCCGGCGUGCUCAAGGACCCCAGUGUUCUCGAGCGCGCCAGUGCUGCCAUCGUCCCGCGUGAGCACUUCAGCGCGCCGCCGCAACCGCUCCCGCCGCCGGCCGCGGCCGCCAGCGGCGGCGGUGCGCUCGCCAUCCCCAUCGCGGCGCUCCAGCACAAGCACCCCGCUGACGUCGCGGCGCUCAAAGAGCUCUGGGCCGGCCUACGACGCCUGGCGCUUCGCGCUCAGCGCGCUGACAACGUCCGCCUUGUCGUUGACGCCGAGUACUCCUGGUUCCAACCCGCAAUCGACGCCAUGUACGAGGCCCUCGCUGCCGAGUUUAACCGCCUCCCCCCGCCCGCCACUGGCGCCGAGGCUUGGUAUAAGCGCGCGUGGGGUCGAGCGCUCUUUGGCCACGACGGCGGUGCAGCUGGCACGGCAGUGCCCGGGCAGGUGCGCGGGCCGCUCGUGUUCAACACGUUCCAGGCAUACCUACGCCGCACGCCUUCGCACCUCGCCGCGUCCCUCGAGCGUGCGCGCGCAGGCGGAUACACGCUCGGCGUCAAGCUCGUCCGCGGCGCGUAUGUCGAGCAGGAGAACGCACAAUGGGCCACCAAGGACGUCAGCCCCCCGCCACCGUCUACGCAGGCUGAGCGCGACGUCGGCUUUGCCGCCACCGCGCACGAGUGGCACAGCCCGGUGUGGCGCAGCAAAACUCUCACGGACCGCUGCUACGAUGGCUGCGCGGUGCGUCUGGUCGAAGAAGUUGCCAUGGACAUGCGCAAGCCCGGCGCCUCCACCGACGCCGACGCUGCAUGGCCGCGCCUCAGCGUCAUUUUCGCGACGCACAACUGGCAGAGCGCCAUGAAGAUCACCCGCCGCAUGCUCGAGUCAGGCCUCGUGCAGCCGCCGACGCCUGAGACGCUGCUGGGCAAGGAGCUCGAGGUUGCUGCUGCUUCAAACGCCAGCGCGCUUGCCAACGCCAACGCAGGCGCAAGCGCGAACGCGGUCAAACCGGAGCUCGUUCUGUUGCAAGUCGCUCCGGGCGUGCGCGGGCGCAUCUGCUUCGGCCAGCUGCUCGGCAUGGCCGACUCGCUCACGCGCCGUUUACAGCUCGCGUUCGACCCUGUCUCGGGCGGGGCCGGGCCGCACAUGGUGCUGAAGUACAUUCCGUACGGCAGCCUUUCGCUUGUCAUCCCGUACCUGACCCGACGGGCGAUCGAGAACAAGUCCGUCAUGCAGGGCAGCGGGGAGCAAGCUGGCGCGGCGGCGUACGAGCGCAAGCUGGCCGGCAAGGAGAUCCGCCGCCGGCUCCUCCCUUUCCUACCUUGAAAGAACACGGGGCGAAAUAUCAAAUACAACACAGAUACCAGACUACAAAACCUGCAGUAUGUUAGAGACGCACGCGAUGCCAGACAUCGUUAUCAAUGGACCUACAGUGUGAGCUUCUGCGCCGCAUUGUUCAGAUCUCCCAGUAGGUCAAGCGGUUCCUGCGUCAUUUCCAACUCCUUCCACCGCAGCAGCUCCAUCUGUUUCGCGACGCUGACGGCGCAUCGCGGCUGCUGGGCGGUCCAAUGUGCUUGGGCGCCUCUUUGCGCUUGCGCUGAUGCGGCUUCGGUGCUAUCCCCGGCAGCAGACGCAUUGUCCAGCGGGCCCACGCUAAUGGCCAAAUGCCGCAUCUUCUCAAGUUGGAGCU
This is a messenger RNA of Tilletiaria anomala UBC 951, 3048 nucleotides long. Its product is annotated as FAD-linked oxidoreductase. Gene Ontology annotation, cellular component: mitochondrion. Gene Ontology annotation, molecular function: proline dehydrogenase activity; FAD binding. Lineage: Eukaryota; Fungi; Basidiomycota; Exobasidiomycetes; Georgefischeriales; Tilletiariaceae. The coding region runs from base 222 to 2684 and encodes 820 amino acids. The record is from RefSeq and is a predicted model, not a curated record. The transcript has 3 exons.